GAAUAGGACUGCACUCUAAUGCAGGCCACCAAGUACUAUUACGUGAUGAACCUCGGCUGAUCCACCAGAUAACCAUAAACAAGGUGCCUGUUCCGUGAUCAUUCCCGCCCUCCCACUGUAAGCUCCAUGACUCUGCCAAUAGUCCUGCGUCACCAUCUGCUGCCAGAUCCACUCGUCCGCAGACAUCCUCGGCCGGUGCAAUAUGCUUGAGAUCCUUUACGCCGAUACUUAAGUAGGGGAGGAUUUGCCCGUCCUUAGUCCCAGGGACGCUCUCACUUCUUUCCUACCUACCUGCCUAUCUACCUACAAUACAACCUACAUUACUACUACAGUCUCUUCUAUUCCUCCAUCUACCUCUCCUCCAACAUGUCAACCACAAUGACAACCACAACCACCACCACCACAGCAACAACACAAGAACCCACCCCCUCCCACCCCACCCUAAUCCAAGUCAACCGCAGCCCGAUCCCUUUCGCCAGCGGCGCAUACAGUCUCGUCUCCGCACCCGCCGGCUCCGUCCUAUGCAAAAUCACCGGAACCACCCCGUCCAAGAAAGCCUACACAUCCGUGCAAAUUGGACGAGACAGCCACAUCGAGCUGAACUCAGACCUCGUGUACUGCAACCACUCGUGCGAUCCGACGGUCAACUUCGACAUGCACAAGAUGGAGGUGCGGGUCGUGGAUAAUCGCGACUUAAAGGCGGGGGAGCCGUUGACGUUCUUUUACCCGUCGACGGAGUGGGAGAUGGAUCAGCCGUUUGAGUGUACGUGUGGCAGUGGGGAGAAAUGUAAGGGACAGAUUGACGGUGCGAAGAAUUUGAGUACGGAGGUGUUAGGCGAGUAUUGGUUAAAUCCGCAUAUUGAGGAGAUGGUGGCGGAGAGGGAGGCGGGGAAUCAGUAGGAGAUUAGUUAGUCAGUGAGGGGCGUGUAUAGUGAAGGUGGGGUUGUGGUGUUGGUGUUGUUGUUAGGGUGGGGUGAUGGUAGACUAGACUGAUAGAUAGAGUUAGAUUCUGGGUGUAUAUAUGAUUAGUGGGAGAUUUUGUUGUACGGUAGGCUCAGAUGUAUAGACUUGUUGGUGAGUUUAGAAUUGAGCGUUUUGUAUGAGUGGUGGGAAUAGAUGGUGGUGGUCUGAUCUUGUGAUGGUUGUUCUGAUGGUGUUGGUGCUAUAAUGGGGGUCAUUAUAAGGCUGGAUUUUCAUGUGCCGAGGUAGAAGAUAUAGGAGGAAUAGAUACAAAUGAUAGUUUGUGUGUACAUGUUUCCAC
Messenger RNA from Aspergillus welwitschiae, 1261 nucleotides. RefSeq lists its product as uncharacterized. Gene Ontology annotation, molecular function: protein binding. The record is from RefSeq and is a predicted model, not a curated record. The transcript has a single exon. Lineage: Eukaryota; Fungi; Ascomycota; Eurotiomycetes; Eurotiales; Aspergillaceae. The coding region runs from base 367 to 900 and encodes 177 amino acids.